Molecule: messenger RNA, 1071 nt
Organism: Aspergillus calidoustus
Lineage: Eukaryota; Fungi; Ascomycota; Eurotiomycetes; Eurotiales; Aspergillaceae
Source: the annotation of a GenBank genome assembly
CCGGAAUAUCCGUCAGUUCGAGUAUUCCCUGCCAGACAACAUGUCUACCGAUACAGAUACAGACGCAGAGGCCUAUGUCAACAGUCCCUCGCCCGGUUUCCUCGGUAGUCUAGCCUCCGCACCACACUCCCUCCUCCGAAGACACAGCUGGCGAAGCCCUUCGUCCUUUCUCACCAACACAGCGUCUGACUUCCACCCCGCCGUCUUCGAGAACCUCCUCGACAAUUACUUCCUCCUCACGGGGGUGACGGAAGAGAUAUUCAACGCCCACUUCCGCGGCUGCAUGGACGACAAAAACGAUCCCUUCGCGCAAUGGUGCGCGUACGACCCAGCGCUCAACCUCCUCCUUUUCCACCUCGGCGAGUCGCAGACUCAUGCAACCGUCUCACCAAACUUCUACGUGGCCGUGGUGGAUGCCCUACGGGACAUAGAUCCGCAAUUGCGGUUGCAGGUAAGGCUUCUUGGGGCUGCCACUCAGGGUGCGCCCGCGCCACCGGAAGAGCGAUCGGCGGGGUGUAAGCAGCCGACUGCGUCAUGGGCGCCGAAGGAUGUCCAGUACGCUGUGAAUAGCGAUUUGCCGACUGUCGUGUUGGAGGUGGCGUGUUCGGAGAUCGAACGGCGGUACAAACUGCAAUCUGAUGUACGGUUCUGGCUCCGGUGUUGCGAGGGAUACGUCAAGGCUGUGCUGACGGUGGUGAUCCGUCCCGGAGAUGGACACAUCACUAUCGCGAAGUGGGAGAAGAAUGAGGCCGUCGGUAGUGCUCGAGUAAUGCAGCGUAUUGAAAUAACUAGGGACAAACGGUCGGACACGGUGAAUGUGGGACCGCUGGUCAUCGAGUUCGAGAACCUAUUUUCAAGGCCUAUUUCGGCGGACGCCGAGAGUGAUGUUAUGUAAUGACAUGCUGGAGCAGCUGGCGCGAGACAUCUGGCUACCUGAGGACGAGGUACGUGCACUUCUCGUAUUGCUCCCGCAGUAGAGAGACGAGAAGCGCCAGGAGUAGCGAGCUUUUACAGACAUGGCUUAUCAUAUUUGGCUUAUCGUGAUAGUAGUAACAGCCCCGGCGGAUCAAU